AUGUAUCAAAAUUGGCGAGAAGAGGAUUCAAAAGCGGCGAUGACGUCAUCAGGUGGUUAUCCACGAGAUUAUUUUGGGACAGACGCGUUAUGGGAUACUGGAAGUUUUGGAAUGGCACCCACCAGCAGUUCCGGAACUCCAUAUGUUUCUAUACCAGUUCAGUACCCCAAUAACAACGGAUUACUGUACCAGAGCCAGAAUGCCCCAUGGAGUGCUCAAACGAACGAUGGAAUAAUGGAUAAGGACAAUUAUUUCAACGAAAACUUGGAGAAUGUGGUUGAGAAAGAGCGCUGUAACGAAAUGGAAAAUGCGAAUCCAGUUGUCUAUGCCGACGAUGAAAAUACUAAUCUUCUGGAAGAGAAGUCAUUAUUUCCUGCAUACCAAUCCACCAGUGGUUCUGAUAAAUUCUGGUAUUCCAACCCUUAUAAAGCUUGGAAGGAUAAUCCAAUAACUUUCAAGCCAACUGAACCCAUGGGCAAUAAUAUGCAUCAAUUAGAAACGCUAAUACCCAAAAAUAUCGAUACAGAGGAAUUAUGCGAGAAGCUUACUCGAGAGAUUCAUAAUUAUAACAUUUGUUGUCAAAAUUUUGCGAAAAAAGUGUUGAAUAAGCAUCCACGGGUCCUACGUAAAAUGUUGAAAAAUCCGAAACCCUGGAAUGAGCUUCGAACUGGUCGACUGAAUUAUAUUCGGAUUCAUAAUUGGUUAAAUUUGCCGUUGGAGAAGAGACUCGGAAUAUUGGAUAUGGAAUUGAUGGAAUGGAAGACUGGAACUUCUGAAACCGGCAAUGUGGACCCAUUGAAUGCUUCAUUACCAGAUUAUGUCAAAUUGGACACAAACCAACUGACAGAGCUAGUGGCCCAAGAAAUGAAUACCCAUAAGAUUUCAAGUAGAAAAUUCGCGAAAAACCGGCAGCCAAUCCAAGAAAGCCGGAAUGCCAAUGAUGAGUACAACCAUCAACCACUUCAAACCAGCACUAAUAUCGGCUCCAGCGAUGAUCUGGUCAUUCCUGAUUCACUCUUUGACAGCUCCUAUUACGACACCAACGAUUAUCAGUACGAGAAUCAACUACUUCACAGUAGCACCAUUCGUAUGUACAAUCAACAACGGAACUCCGAUACCGAAAACAGCAAUGAUCAGUACAGUAAUCAACCACAUAGCUCUAAUGACCAGCCAAUCGAUCCGUACAGACAAAGAUCAUUCCAAAACGGUGCAGAUUUCAACGUCAACAGUGAGCGACGUCAAUCAUCCCAUUCCGUCGAUUCAGUUUUCAAUAAGAUGGCUCGCAAAAGACAAACCCCACCUGGAAGAAGAUCACCAUCAUUGGAUGACGUGACUUAUUUAGAUAAUUCAUACAGAAAAGGCAAUGAUGAUGAGAGUAGUCAAUCCACUUCAUCCUCAUCCGCUGAUUUCAAAGCCUUCGAAUAUUAUAAAGGACUUCUGGCUGCCCCUCGGAAAAUAAUAGAUGAUGCGUACAGAAGAAGCAGUGGUUUUCAUGCCUCGUCCUCAUCCUCUGACUCCGAAGCAUUCGCAUAUUAUGAAGGACUUUUGGCUGCUCCUCUUGCAAAUGACACUGCGCUCGACACUAAAAUUCUCUGCGAUUCUAUUCUCCAAGAAAUGAAAACUCGAUAUAUCUCACAAUCAAUUUUCGCCACAAGAGUCGCUAAUCGCUCCCAAGGAACGCUUUCCGAGCUUCUGAGAAAACCAAAGCCGUGGGAUAGUCUCAAAUCUGGUCGUGGAACAUACGUCCGCUUUUUCAAUUGGUACCAAUUGCCAGAGAAUCAACGAAUGGAAAUUGUUGAUAAGAAAAUCAAUUGGCCUGUUCCGGAGAAAAAGGAAGUUGCUGGAAGGAGAGCGACUGAAGCUGCGACUGGAGUUCCCGCUAAAAAGAAACCACGCACAGAGUUCCAUCCAGUUCAAAGAAGUGCUCUACAAACCAUCUUCGAGGAGAAUCCAAAGCCAUCAGCUGACGUUAUGGCUCAUAUUGCGCGAAAUCUGAAACUGGACAUAGGCGCCGUUGAAAAUUUCUUUCAAAACACCCGUAAACGGACUAAUGAUCAGGAGAAAUGUAAACGUCAUCCACCAAACGAUUACCAAGAAGAAAAUUAA
Caenorhabditis briggsae is the source of this 2106-nucleotide messenger RNA. The transcript is spliced from 6 exons. Gene Ontology annotation, cellular component: nucleus. Gene Ontology annotation, biological process: regulation of transcription by RNA polymerase II. NCBI's taxonomy places the organism in Eukaryota, Metazoa, Nematoda, Chromadorea, Rhabditida, Rhabditidae. The record is from RefSeq and is a predicted model, not a curated record. Gene Ontology annotation, molecular function: DNA-binding transcription factor activity, RNA polymerase II-specific; RNA polymerase II cis-regulatory region sequence-specific DNA binding. The coding region runs from base 1 to 2106 and encodes 701 amino acids.